Molecule: messenger RNA, 477 nt
Organism: Cyclocybe aegerita
Lineage: Eukaryota; Fungi; Basidiomycota; Agaricomycetes; Agaricales; Hemipholiotaceae
Source: the annotation of a GenBank genome assembly
AUGUCGCUCGCUGCUCGAAGGAUCGUCCUCAUCACCUCUCGGUCAAGGCCCGCUAUCUCUGCUCAACGAAGAGCUGCCUCUUCGGCCUCCCAUGGUCACCAUGAGCAUGACCACCACCAUGAGCAGGAUUCCACGGUUUAUCCCGCAGAAAGUUUUGGAGGCAGGUUUUGGAGAAACGUGGUCCUCGUGUCCAUUGCAGGCGCCCUCGGACUUAAGUACGCCCCCGAACCGAGCGAGAACGUAUACCUGACGCGGUGGAUUGCGAUGUACACUGCGCCGCGAGACUACUGGCUGUCGCUGAAUGCAAAGCACACGGCGCAACAAGAGGAAUACGCGCGGGUUGGGCUGUUGGUGAACGAUGCCCAGCGACCACCGGUGCACAGGUUCCGAUACCCCCAAAUGCUGGACCAGGCGUCUGCGUUUCUAGUGCCUGUUGGAUCUGAUGUGGAUGUGUCUAGCGUAGUGCCCAAGGUGUAG